GUUGCUCUCUAUUAAACAGAGAAAACGAGUUUCGCUUUCGACACAUUACUGUCUUUUUAACUAUUCCGACACACACACACAAUCAAAGCUGUGAAAGGAAACGUUUUGUCGUUUGUUUGUUAGUAUUAAUAUGGCUAUUGUGGAAGAACCAAUCCUUUCAAGAUUGGAUCGUAUUGACUUCAUGGUGAGGAAGCUAGAGGAGAUGAAAGGAAGCUCACCGAGAAGCUCGAGCCCAUCAACUCCAUCUAGUGGGACUCAGCCAUCGUCGUCAGUGGACUUUUCGUCACCAAGGAGCAUAGGGAAGGUACAGUGCCGUUCGAUGGAGCAAGUCAUGGAGGAGACUGAGCGGAAAGGAACUUUGUUAGAGAGACUUAACAAUGUAGAGGAGCAAGUUCUUAAGCUGUGUUCACAGUUUGAGGAAGAGAUUGAAGAAGAGAGGAAGAGAGACGAGACGACUGAGAAGAAAACACCGAAGAAGAAAAAGGGAAUAAGAAAGUUGGUUGAUAAAGUUGUUGGAUCUUCUUCUCCGACUAAUACACGUUCCAAGAGCUGGCGUUGUUGAUCCAUUAGUGUAUUAUAUUUCAUCAUCAGUGUGUACUUUAAACCACGUUCGAAUUAAAGGCUUCUCUGUUUUUUUCUCUUCGAUGAAGCGGUUGUGGAAAAAAAUAAAAAUAUCAUUAUAUGGUUUCCAUUUGGAUCCUUUGUUUUGUCAUGUAAUUUGUUUG
Molecule: messenger RNA, 725 nt
Organism: Camelina sativa (false flax)
Lineage: Eukaryota; Viridiplantae; Streptophyta; Magnoliopsida; Brassicales; Brassicaceae
Source: RefSeq, a predicted model, not a curated record